CAUGUGACGUCAGAGUAUCGCCGCUUUGGCGCGGUGUCCGGACAAAUUUGAAAACUUGCUGGAUUUAGACCGUUUGUAGACGGUGAAUAUUAACAGGCUACGCGUGUUUCUGUUGAGGUCCAGAGUUUGGCUAACAGGAGUACAUUUGUUACGGGGAUGUCGUGGGACUUCUUUGUACCUGUGUGCGUGGGGGACCUUGUGAAGACUGGGGGGAUCAACCAGUACGUCGUUCAGGAUGUGGUCUCCGCAAAACAGCUCCCGUCCUAUCUCAACAAAUUCAAGGCAGCAUUAAGGAGUCAGGGGCCUUUGUGUAUACUGGAGCACUUCGACACUGGCUACAGUGUGCUGCAGCACUGUAAGUCGGUAGAUCUGGCUGUGAAAGAAGAUACUCUGGAAUUACUAGUACAAGUGGUUAGUGGGUUGUCUGUUUCACUGCCGAGCAUCCUUGUCUCCACCUCCCUCUCAGCUGCAGAGCGCAAGGAAAAACUUAACGCAGUUAAAAUGAGCAUCUUCCUGCUUUGCAAACUCACAGAGAACCUGGAGAGUGAUUCCUAUAGGCAGAAUAUUGUCACAGCAACUGGGAAGGGUGGUAAAAAAGGCAAAGCAGGUGGAGAAGGACUCAUGCAGUGGGACUCAGAAAGAGAGCAGGUGCUACAGGCACUUGUGCAGCUCUUCCAACUGGACAUCCGUUCACUGUGGAGCCUCUCCUUGGUGGAGGAAGAGUUCAUCAGCUGUGUGACCUGUUGCUGCUACAAGCUCCUUGAGAACCCAACCAUAAGCCAUGUGAAGAGUAAACCCACCAGAGACUGUGUAAUCCACCUCCUGGGGUUGCUGAUUAAGAAAUAUAAUCACCUCCUGGGUGCUGGUGUAAAAGUGAUCCAGAUGCUGCAACAUUUUGAGCAGUUGUCAUCAGUGUUUGCCCAGGCUGUGUCUGUGUGGAGCACAGAGUAUGGAGUCAGAGCUAUCAUAGGAGAAGUCAUACGGGAGAUUGGUCAGAAGUCAAGUGAGGAGUUGGCCAGAGAGGGGUCGGGAGUCAAAGCCUUUGCCUCCUUCCUCUCAGAAGUCAGUGCUUUGGUGCCUGAAUUGAUGAUUCCCAACAUCAGUGUUCUCAUCACACACCUGGAAGGAGAGAGUCACACAAUGCGUGUUGCUGUCUGUGAGGUGCUGGGAGAGAUCCUUGUGAGGGUCCUGUGCGGUGAUGGGCUAGAUGAGUCCGGUAGAGCUGACCGUGACCGUUUCUUUGACACACUGCAAGAGCAUCUGCAUGACUCACACUCUCAUGUCAGAACACGUGUAUUGCAGGUCUACACACGCAUCGUCAACAGCAAAGCGCUGCCCCUGUGUCGGUAUAGCGAGGUGAUGGAGCUUGCUGUUGGACGGCUGAUGGACAAAUCUAUAAAUGUGGUUAAGAGUGCCAUCCAACUGCUGGCAGCCUUCAUAGCACACAAUCCUUAUAGCUGCAAGCUGAGCAGCGCAGAUCUGAAGAAACCACUGGAGAAGGAGACUGCUAAACUCAGAGAAUUGAAGGAGAAACUGGAGGGGACAGCACCUGUGGCAGUGAUUAAAGCAUCUGAGCUGUGGGCUGCUAUGGUGCCUGAGCUCCUCGUCACUGUCAGGAAAGAACUGGAGCCCACAAGCGAAGCAGAGAAGGAGCAGCAGGAGGAUGAGGAAGGCGGGGAGGUGGAGGAGGAAAAGGAGGCAGAAGACGACAGAGCAACCGCAGUGAAGAUAGCUCAGUACCUCCGUGUCAACAAGUACAGGAAUGCUGUGCAGCUCAGUAUAAGAGCUCACAGCUGCUUCCCAGAAUCUGAGAUGUUUGCUUCUCUGUCCACUCUCACACCUGAGAAUAUGAUGGACACACUGGCUCUGAUUUUCAAAGGCUCUGAUGACGACACUUCCGAGCUCAACCAGAGUUUGCCACCGACGCCACAGAAAGAACCAGAGAAAGAGGGUGAGGAUGGUGAGCUGAAGAAGCAAGAGAUGUUGGUGCAGUACCUGAAAGAUACAGAAACCUUCGCUUUACAAGUAGAGAGAGCAAUCUCUGUCAUCAACACCAUGCUGUACUGGAAAACAACUUCAGUGGUCCAGGAGGCUGUGCAGUUUUGUGUGACGGUGUGCGAGUUCAGUGUCGCUAACUCUAUCAGUGGAGUGAGGAAAAUGUUGCCUCUGGUUUGGUCAACUGAUGCUGCAAUUAAAGAUGCAGUCAUUCAGGCUUACAGGCGUCUGUAUCUGAACCCCCAGGGAGACACCAUCAGGAUGAAAGCCCAGACUCUUGUCGACAGUCUCUCUGAGCUGAUGGUGGAUGCAUCUCUGGGAACAAUCCAGUGUCUUGAGGAAAUUGUGCAGGAGUUCUUCAGCAGUGGCAGCAAUCUCCAGUCCACUGUAGUUCAGGUCUUGUGGGAGAGAUUUACCGGUAAACGGGAAACUUCUAGCUUAUACAAGCGAGCUGCAGUCUUACUGUUGGGCAUGGCUGCAAGGGCAGAGAGAGAGGUGGUGCUCGGUAAUCUGGACACUCUUUGUUCAGUGGCUCUGGGUGAAAAAGUGACUGAAGACUUCCUUCUGGCCAGAGACACAGUUAUUACCAUCUGCAACAUCACUGAUCAUGUCAGGCAGUCAAAGGGUGCUCCAUUCAGACUGCCUCAGGACCAUCAGCUGUUCAGCUGCCUCACACAGGCCGUCGCCGAAGGUGUGGUGAUGGAAGACCCUUACUGGCAGAGCUUCAUGGAACAGGCUGUCCGUCUCAUCUACUUCCUGGCUGAAUCGCCUGACCAGCUGUGCUCCCGGCUGCUCCAGCGAAGCGCCCGCCUCUUACUAGAUCAAAUUGCAGAAGGUGGCGAAGUCAACAAGGAUGCUGGCCAAAUGCAAGAUGGCUCUCAAGAGUCUAAUGAGCAAGGUGAACAAGUGAACUGUGUGUGUCUGGCCCAGCUGUUGGCUGUGUGUGGCUGCGUGGCUUUCUGGCAGGUGUCUCACCUUGAGCGCAGCGUGAGUGCUGAGCUGCGGAGGAGGAGAGGAGAGACGGAGGAGAGAGAGGAGAAGGAAAAAGGGCCAGCCGGAAAAGCUAAGCAAACCGCCAAUGAGAGCACUAUGGAGGAGGAGCUUGGGUUGAUCGGUGCCUCUGCUGAAGAUACAGAGGCUGAACUCAUCAGAAACAUCUGUGAGACAGAAUUACUGGCUGAGGAGAACCUGCUGAGUGCAUUCCUUCCCCUGCUGGUGAGAGUCUGCAGCUCCCCAGGACGUUAUUCCCACCCGCAGCUCACCACUGCUGCCUGUCUGGCACUCUCUCAGUACAUGAUGAUUAGCCCAUCAGUGUGUGAAGAAAACAUCCGUCUCAUGUUUACUGUUCUGGAACGCUCUACUCUCCCUGUGGUUAGGGCUAAUGCCAUAAUAGCCCUCGGGGACCUCACUGUCCGUUUCCCAAAUAUUUUGGAGCCCUGGACGCAGAAUCUCUAUGCAAGGCUGAGUGACGAGGUUCCUUCAGUAAGGCAGACAGCUGUGACUGUUCUCACUCAGCUGGUGCUUAAGGAUGUCCUCAAGGUCAAAGGUCAAGUCAGUGAAGUGGCCGUACUGCUAAUUGACCCUGACUCGCACAUUAACAGCCUGGCCCUGAACUUUUUCAAUGAGCUUGCUACAAAGGACAAUGCGAUAUACAACCUGCUCCCAGACAUCAUCAGCCGCCUGUCCGACCCAGAGAGAGGCAUGAGCUCAGAGGACUUCAACACAAUUAUGAAACAGCUGUUCUCCUACAUCACUAAAGAAAGGCAGACUGAGUCUCUAGUAGAGAAACUGUGUCAGCGCUUUAGAACUGCAAAGACAGAGCGUCAGUGGUGUGACUUGGCCGUGUCUCUGUCUCUGCUCUCCAUGUGCGAGCGUGGUUUCAAGAGGCUGCAGGAAUGCUGGGAGUGUUACAGUGACAAGCUGACUGAACCGGGCGUCUACCAGCCUCUGCUCUCCAUCACCGCCAAGCUCCGUAGAGGGGCUAAAGCACAGUUUAAGGCUCAGGUAGAUGAGUUUGAACAGCGUCUGACUGCAGUUCACACACGGGGACUGGAGAAUGUGGAAAGCCCAGAGAUGGAUGAGGAAAACCAGAAAGCAGAAGUGUCUGCUGAGAAGACAGUCACGCGAACACCUGCGCCCACCAGAGGCCGGCUGAAGUCAAAGCGAGGUCAGGGAAAGCCCUCAGUUUCAAAAUGUGAUGACAGUUUUGUCACGCCUCACAAAUCUCGCAAGUCUAAGAAGCCUGCAGUCACCUUCAGCAGUGAUGAGGAGGAGGAUGAAGAGGAUGCUGUGAUGGCAGAGAGCGAGACCCCUAAAGUGACAACACCCAUCGCACGCACGUCUCGACGAGCUCGCCUCAGAAACUGACUCUGAUUGUCCUCGUUUUUUAUCUUAUUUCUGUGUAUCUUUGGAAAUCUUUUUAUCUGUAAUGAAACAUUGUACUUGUUGGUUUUUUAUUUUACUUUUUUUCUUUUAAUAUUGGUACUUGGCACCAAUUCUAAACUACGCAUGAUGAUGUGUAAAGACACAAAAUCAAGUAGCCUUUUAAAAAACCUGGUUCUGGUUUUCAUUAAAAAGAAAGAAAGAAA
Molecule: messenger RNA, 4583 nt
Organism: Oreochromis aureus
Lineage: Eukaryota; Metazoa; Chordata; Actinopteri; Cichliformes; Cichlidae
Gene: ncapd2
Product: non-SMC condensin I complex, subunit D2
Exons: 32
Coding region: 157-4362 (1401 amino acids)
Biological process (GO): mitotic chromosome condensation; mitotic cell cycle; meiotic chromosome condensation
Cellular component (GO): nucleus; condensed chromosome, centromeric region
Molecular function (GO): histone binding
Source: RefSeq, a predicted model, not a curated record